GGAGGCGCUGCUGUUGUCGUGAUGCACCGCGCCAGCAGCAGCCGUUCGAGCAAGCCGUCUUCCAGCCGGUCCAAAGCUAGCGGAUCCAGCUCCAGUUCGGCUCGAGGCCGCAGCUCGCACCGCUCGCGCUCGCGUUCGCGCUCCCGGUCUCCGCGGAGCCGCCGCCGGCACCGCUCGCGCUCCAGCGGACGCUCUUCGCGCCGGUCGCCGCCUUCGCGCCGCAGUAGUCGGAGACGCUCUCCAGGCAAGCGCUCUCACUCUCCAGGCAAGAGCUCUCACUCUCCGGGCAAGAGCUCUCACUCUCCGGGCAAGCGCUCUCACUCUCCGGGCAAGCGCUCUCACUCUCCGGGCAAGCGCUCUCACUCUCCGGGCAAACGCUCUCACUCUCCAGACAAACACUCUCCAAGUUUGAGUGAUGUGAACAGGGAUGACUUGGCUGAUGGUCCAAUAUUUAGCAGUGGCCUUCCACGUCCUCAAAGCAUUGAGCGAUAUUCCCCGAGCAAGGAAACUCCUGCUUCUCCUUUCAAUACAGGACAAGAUGAGGAUUAUCGCUUUAGAGACGAUUUCCUCCAUCAAUCAGACUAUAGCACCAGCUAUAACCAUCUACAAUAUCUCCCAAGGGAAACGGAAAGGUAUAGAAUGCUACUUGGGAAGCCAUCAGAGGAUACAGGGCAAGACCUGGAACUUCCUAAACAUGACAAAGAUGACAGACUGCUUAAGAUAGACAUAGAGCCUGAGGAUUUCUUGUCUGGGACAUGGAACUUCUGCAAACAAGAUCCUAGUAGGAGCCCAAGCCUGCCAUUUCACGAUGUGGAUUUACGUGUACUUGAAUAUACUGGGAGAAAAAGCAAAGAGGAGGAGCUGAGCAGAAAUUGCAGUCAAGACCCUGAACAUAAAUAUAUUUAUAGACCUAAUGAAAUAUCAGCAAUGCCCAAAAAAUCUAUUCUGAAGAAACACAGGGAUGAUCCUUCGGUGCAGCCUGAAGUCUUUUCUAGCAGUUCUGCCUCUCUCAAAGAGCCCCCUCUUCUUUCAGAUGAUCCUCCUUUUCCCCAGAGAACCAACAGCAUUGCUCCUUUUUCAACUGAGGAGGUGAAAUUCCUCAAACAGUUCAAUAAAAAUGCAGAUGUAGAACCUGCAAAUACAACAUCUGAAGGCAAUGUGCAUAAUUGGAAGCUGCAUUCUGGCCAAAAACAAAACAUUUCCCAUUAUAAACAGAAUUUUGGGAGCUUUUUGAAUCGGAGAGAGUGUCAUGAGUCCACAUCAGAGCCUGAAGACCAGCACAGUUACUUCUUGCUUCCUCAUGAAAGAGCCAGCCAGGAUGGGAAUGGCUUUUCAAACAUUCUGAGUAUGAAAACAGAUUCUACCAGCACUCAAGAGAAGAGAAGGAACAGCCUCCUUGAUGAUGUUGAGGCUGAAGAGAAGUUUCUUUAUGGUGAUAAUGGGGAUGACUCAAUUUUUAUUCAAAGGAUAACAUUGAGUGGUGAUAAAGAACAUGGAAGGAAGAAAAUAAACUCUCCUCCUGCUAGUCUAUCUGUAAAAUCAGACACUUUAGAAGAAUCCAGACCAGAGCAUGAGAAAAUUUAUGACUUGCUCAAAACUAUUGGUCUUGACAUUGGGGUGGCUGAAAUUGGUAAGCUUGCUGCCCGCACUCAGGAACGACUCCAUGGGAAGAAAGCAUCUCGUUCUCCUGAUCGUCGUUCAUUGGCUUCUCGUAAACCUAGGAAAGAAUCUAGGGAGUCUAAGGAAAGGCACUGCAGUAAAAGUGACACUCAUUCUCCAGAGUCAAGGUGGCACCACUCUCCCUCUCCUGAUUAUUUCCCACCAUCUAAAGAGAUGUCUCCUGCUUCACAUUCUAAGCACACUGAAAGCAAAAUUGUAAGGCAAGAUUAUCAUUUCCCACAAGAGCAAGCUGUUCCCAUGGCAUCUCCAAUUCCAUCUGCCCCACCUUGUCUUCCUCAUAUGUUUCCUGCUCCCAUAUAUCCCCAGUAUAGUGUUCCAUUCUAUUUACCAUUUGGUGCAACUCACCUGCCACAAAACUAUCCACCUCCCACAAUGCCCCCUCCUGGCUAUAAUCCAUAUGGACAGUAUUUCACUUAUGCAGCUUCUGGCUGGGCCACAUAUCCUACUCCCCAGCAGGCUGGUCCUGAAUUUCCAAAUGCACCUGAGUAUGGUCCUCCAACAGUGCCACCAAAUCAUUCAGUUUCCAACGUAAAAGUUAUUCAGACAAUUUCCACAACACGAAGGACUUGUGAUAUCAAAAGAAAGACAUCUAUGAUUGUUCAAACCCCUUUCUCUGCUCCUCAUUCCAAAUUGCUCCCUCAGCCUACCCCCAAAGGCGCUAAGGAAAUACCUGAUGAUAGAAAUCGAGCUGCUCAGAAACAGAAGGUAUUGGAGGAAAGAGGGAAAUUGAAGGCUGAACAAGAAGCACGACAGAAGAAACUGCAUUAUCUGACAGUUGAGUUAAACAGACUUACAAAACAGGAAGGGGAGAUGAUGCGGAAGAUGCGUAAGGCAAAAGAUCCCUUGCUGAUGGAAGUGAACCAACUACGAGAGAAGAUAGCAAAGGAAGUUGCUCAGCUGCAGAUGCAUUCUGAUGCGGCAGAGAAAAAACAAUCUGAGCUUGAUAAGGUAGCUCUGAUCCUGGGGAUUAACAUUUUUGAGAAACCCCGGAAGCAGUCUUCUGGAAAUAAAGACUCAUCAGAAAAAGACAAGUCAGAAAAUGGAAAAAAAUGAGGAGAUAACUUGCAACUCAAUCCAGUUGGAUACUUCAGUUGGAGAAGAUGACCUCAUUGCGGACAGAUGCUGCCCUGCAACCCUGGAAGAAUAACAUCAGAGAAUCCUGCAGAAAAAUGAAAAGAGGGACAAAUAGUAUAGGGACAUGAAUACUUACCAGAUAUCUGGAGAGACUUCGGGGAGGGGUGUUAUGAUUAUGUUUAUUUGUCUAGUUAUAUUUUGUUAUAUGUAUAUGAAAACCAAUAAAAAGUACUUAUAGAAAAAGCAGUGGAGAAAGAGGAAUUUGAUACAGUAGAAUGGAGAUUUUUCUUUUAUGAACUGAAAGUAUUUGGUUUUAUACUCCAAUUCUUAACUUGGAUUUGCUGAAAGAUGAGGAAGUGUGACCCUGUUGAUUAUAUUGAUGUGAUUCCAGAGGCAAGGCUUUUUGUGAACAAGGACAUUGUUUUUCCUUUUUAGACUGGAACUAAAAGUUACCAUCCAUACCAUGUCAAACUUUUGUGUUCAUUUUAUUUGAUCACUCUAUUUCCAGCCUAUACCAGUGGGUGGAUCAUGCCAAGAUGUGUUUGGAACAAAACAAUUCACACUUUGCACCACAUCCAUCAUAUCUAUCACUUCCCUUUUCCACUCAUGUGUUUCCUGACCACGAAUGCAUGUAUUUCAUAGACCUGCAUGUGCUUAAAAAAAAUAAAUUAAAAAUUGGAAUGCUGGUAUUUCAGAACUUUGACUUCUGAUUGGCCACAGUCAGUUCUCCUUUUCCAACUGUACUUCAUUUCUAAUCACAAUAAUUUGUAUUGUGUGAUUGAAAAACAGCCUAUGUCUUCUGUACAAUGACACAUGCACACAAUGUAACUGGCAAAUACCUCCUUUUACUAAAAGUUGGAACAUUUAUUAUGGUCAUUCAUUAUAAAGUGCUAACAGAAUUGCUGGAAACCUUAAAUUGCAAUUUUUCAAAAAAUAAAUAAUAGAGCUGCAGAAAUUUGUCCAUAUACACUGUGCAAAGGUCUUUAGUAAAGAGAUCUCUGCAACAUUAUAAAAGUAGUAACAUGCCUGGCAGUAAUGGAAAGAAACAAAAUUGCAUGGAUAGUGUGAUCAGGGGAGAGCAGAAGAGAAGAGCUGUGAUUAAAGGAUAGCUUUCUGGAAUUGUCAUUUACCCAAAUCAAAACCAUAGCCAAAUAAUCGUAAAGGGUAAAAGAGCAAAGAUAUGGUGUGCCUGGUAAUUGAGAUGUAACCCAUGGAUGUGAAACUUGUAGCCUUCCAGAUGACGUUAGCCUUGCCAUCAGCCCCAGCCAGCAUGGGCAAUGAUCAGAGAUUAUGAAAGUUGUAGUUCAACAUCAUCUGGAGGGCUAAAUGUUCAGUUUGGGGGGUAGCAGUUGUGCAUGGGUUCCUAGGUGUUUGAAGGUAUAGGAGACAGAAUGGAUUGGAGAAAUGUGAUUGAGAGAAGAGAGCUACUAGCAAUUCAAAGAAGGAGUUCAGGUUCUAAUGUUUUUUUGAGAGUCCAUACUCAAAUAAGUAAGAGAGGUCAGUGCCCAUAUUCUCAAACAACCAAAAGAAGGGCUUAUAUUUUCUGGCGAUCUAGGAUGAAGGCACUUCUAAAGGUGAUUAUUUUGAACCCCAAGAUUGCUCUUCUCUCAAUUUUUGCUGCGGAUGCCCAGGACCUUACUCAAAUGGAUCUUCUUAUCUGCCUUAUCGUGGCAGCACAGCUUACCAUUGCUAGACACUGGAGAACUUCAAAUGCUGGCCUGUUUGAAGUGUGGUUCAUGCAAGCUUGGGACUUAAUUUUAAUAGAAAAGGCAACAACAACUUCAAGACCUGAGGAACAAUACUAAAUCAAAUAUACAACAUGGUUUUGGUUUUUUUGUAUGCUUUGACAACAGAACAUGACUACAGACCACCUACAGCUCAUGAAGAUUUAUGGAAGGACACUUUUAUUUGACGGGAAAUAUUUACAUGAUACUGAAUUACUUUGAAAUGAGACUGUGCUCUGGUGAGGGUGUGGGUCUUUAUAUCUUUUCUUACGUUGCUCAAACGGGAAAGAAACAAGUCAUUUAAAUAAACCCAGAACUUCCUACGUCUUUACCCUGCCCCCAGCAUCGACCAUGAUGAUCAGUCUCACUGGAGUCGAUUUUCAGUCUCUAGCUGUACUGGCCAGUCAGCUGCAAGGUGUAUAUGCAUGCAUCCAGUCAGCAAUCACUGUGCUGCUAGGUCCCACCUUGAUCUGCAGCUCACAGUUUUUUCAAGCAAUUCCUUCUCUUGGAGAAUGAGCUUUUAGCAAUUUCCAUUGAAAAUAGCCUGAGAGGACAUUCAUCCCUCACCCAGAGUUUCCUUGUGAUUGGCAACAUUAGCCAAUCAGAAGUCAUCAGGACACAGCCAUUUGCAUGGCAGAGAGGUGCUUCUAACUGAUGCCCCCAACCAACCCUGUACUUGCUGUGAAACCUCAGCUUUCUCCAGUUCUUGUGUGCUGCCCCCUAAUUGGGUCCUGACUCAGUCACACCUCUUUGGGCUGUGGUGGAGCAAGAGCAAAGCUGGAUUGCUCAGCUACCUCCAGAGAAGCAGGCAGCCAGAGGUAUCGCAGCAAGGGGGAAAUCCCUCUUGCUUUUACAGUCCUCUUUGUAGCAAACCUUUUGAGUUCUCAAUCAGGCUGGAUGUUACACAAAAAGUGAGGGGACACUGAUGAAAAAACAACAAUAGCAUGUUGCCACUUUCUGAUGUGUCAUUGAAUAUUUAGUUAAAGUGUUACAUGCGUUUAAGAGGUCUCAAAGGAGGGGGCAUUGGUUUCUUGAUCCUCUACUUGAUAAUGAAUAUGUUGGCAGGCAUAUAAUUUGCUGAGCUAUUCCUCAUUUCUGUAAUGGAUGUAUAUAUUUUGUUUUGGUGUGCUCAAUAAACAUCAUUUCUGUCUUGGAAAA
This is a messenger RNA of Podarcis muralis (Common wall lizard), 5636 nucleotides long. Its product is annotated as zinc finger protein 318-like. Gene Ontology annotation, biological process: negative regulation of DNA-templated transcription; positive regulation of DNA-templated transcription. The record is from RefSeq and is a predicted model, not a curated record. Gene Ontology annotation, cellular component: nucleoplasm. Lineage: Eukaryota; Metazoa; Chordata; Lepidosauria; Squamata; Lacertidae.